AUGAGGGUGCAGGAAGUUACUACAAACCCUCCUCCUUCCGCCGUCAAAGAAUCCUCAGAAUCCUGGAGCAGAACAUCGAAGCAAACUUUGCAUGCUCACCCCGCGCGGGCCACCAGACCGGGCGGGCAGCGGGGACCGCCAGCUCCACGAUCAAGGCCAGGGUCAGGCCCACUCCCCCACCGGGCGCUCGGGCAAUCCGGCCACGGCCGCGGGGAGCUCGGCGCGUCACCCCGGCCUCGCCCCCCGCCCCGCGGCGGCCUCGGCUCCCAGGGCAGGGAAUCGAGGCUGCGCUGCGCCGCGCUGCGUUCGCACCCGACCCGUGCGCUUGGGGUGCCGCCGGAGGAACCGAGGCCCGGGCCGCGCCCCUCCUGGCCCCGGCCCAGCCGCCCUCGGAGGGAAAGUUGUUGCUCAACCCUGAGGAAUGCGGAGCCACAGCGGCGGCGGGAGGAAGCGGCGGGAGAUUACGACGACAGCCGCCGGGGACCGCGCCGGGGCGGCGCGCGGCGAACUUCGCCCGAACAUAAACAGCGGCCCAGGCCCGGGAAGCGGCGCCGCCCGAGGCUCCCGCGGACCCGCAGCCUGGAGGAAACAGGAAGAUGGAUCCUGGAGAUACUGAACUUUCCUGGAGGAGGAGGUGGAGAAGGAGUGGGAACAAACACUGAGCGAAAGUCAGCAUUCUGAAUUGUGUUCCUCAGCCUGCUCGCCACAUGCCGCUCCCCACUUCCAAUGCUACACCCAGCUCUAGGACUCUGGGCAGGUGGUGGGCUUCCAGCUGGAGACUAGACUCAAGGACCUUUCCAGAAAAAAACAAGCUUGCGCCAUCGAUACUGACCUUUGGGGCUCCCCAGUAAAAGAGUCCAGCCAGCCACCUGCCCUGUGGGCCCUACCGUAGCCCUAUGGUAUGGGGCCCUACUGUAAGCCCACACAGAGCACUUCCAGAUCCAUCCAGUGCCUCCUUCUCAAAUACGAAAGGACGGCCGAGGCAGACCAGACAUCUGUGGAAAGGCUCCAGUGAGAUACAAAUCAAAACAGCAGAAAAUGGGAAAUCAGAGGAAACUGAGACAAUAUAGAGAGAAGAACAAAUUAAUAUUCUCGGAGAGAGGGUACUGCACGUAUCGAGAGAACCAAGAACAGGAAACCACGCAAAAAAGAAAAGAAGAGAAAAACCAGGGAACAUGAAAGCACUCUUGAGAAUUAAAAGAAAAGAAAAGGGUUCGUGACAACAUACUUAGUAAAUGGAUUGGAAUAUAGCAUGGAGGAAAUCUCCCAGAAAA
Herpailurus yagouaroundi (jaguarundi) is the source of this 1274-nucleotide messenger RNA. RefSeq names its product translation initiation factor IF-2-like. The record is from RefSeq and is a predicted model, not a curated record. The transcript is spliced from 3 exons. NCBI's taxonomy places the organism in Eukaryota, Metazoa, Chordata, Mammalia, Carnivora, Felidae. The coding region runs from base 1 to 681 and encodes 226 amino acids.